GUUUCUCAAUGUAUCGCGGUGUCAGUUGAAGCUGAAUCACUGCACCGUUGAGUUCUACAAACAUCUUGUGCCGCAUCCGGGCGUGGAGUGCGUACAAAAUUCUUCGUAGACAACUAUCAGAAGAUGGAUCGGUGCAUAGUUUUGGUAGUGAUUGGUAGUGUUCUUCUGGGGUUACCAACGGUGCUUGGCCAGCUCAAGAAAUGCACUUCACGGGAGAAGUGCACUGCAAUUGGUGACUGUCCAGCCUUUGAAAAGUACAUCGGAACGCCAUACUCAACAUGGCCGGAGAAAGUGCUGAAUGAGGCUAGAACGAUGUACUGUGGAUCAGAACAGCGUGGAUCUAAUAAGAUUCACCAGGUCUGCUGCAGCACAUCCGAGGGGUUUGCAGACCAUUCCACGUCAAAGGUCAAGAAAGGACGCGAUUUGUUAGAUUUGCGAGAAUGUGGCAAGCAAUCCAAGCCACGAAUUGCCAACGGGAAAGUAGCCGAAGUGUUUGAAUUUCCGUGGAUGGCACUGCUCCGGGGUUUCGACGGGACCUUCCAUUGCGGAGGUAGUCUUAUUGCGGAACGCUACGUCCUCACGGCAGCUCACUGUGGUUUCAUCCAAGUCUGGUCCGUGCGGCUCGGAGAAACGGACCUCUCCCAAGAUGUGGACUGCAAUCAAUAUCCGGGAGAAGAAGAAGAUUGUGCUGAUCCUCCGCAGGACAUCCCGGUGGACAAAUUCUUGAGGAGAAAGUACAGUGCAAGUCAGAAGAAGAACGACAUUGCGCUGGUGAGGUUGAAAUACGCUGCGCAGCUCAGUGACAGUGUACGUCCCAUUUGUUUGCCGUUGCCAGAGAUAGCCGUUAAGUCUCUGCCCAGAAAGAUGACAGUUUCAGGAUGGGGUUACACCGAGCUCGCCAAUAAGAUAUCCGAUCAGCUGCGAUACGCUCACAUACCGAUUGUAGGCCUUACCGAGUGCAAUCAAACCCUGAGACGUUUGAACACUGUCUGGUCGGUGGACCAAAGUCAAGUUUGUGCCGGAGCCGAUGACGACAAGGCGGACAACUGCCAUGGGGACAGCGGUGGGCCACUUCAGUACUUUGGCAGGACUGGAUUUGUGAUAUAUGGGAUCGUUUCGUACGGGGUUGCGUCCUGCGGCACGGAAGCUGAACCUGGAAUUUAUACCAAAGUUUCGCACUACUUAGAUUGGAUUAUAGACAAUUUAAUAUAAAUUAAUUGCAUAUUUGUUUAGCUUGGUUCACAACAAAAUGUUUAACCAUUAGAAUUUGCAGAGUUUAUGUGUUAUGCUAUUUAUUACUUUCAGCAAAUUAAAGCAUAUUUCAAUUAUUUGAAGAUAAGAAACCAAAUGUGAUAAACACCUUCUCAGGAAGCGUAUUAAGAAUCUUAAUUCAAUCAAAGAAAUUCCUCUACUGUAUAGCAGAUCUACAUUUGCUUUUGUGAGCAAAUUUUAAUAAUUCUAGAAUAACAUUUAAAAAACAU
Molecule: messenger RNA, 1481 nt
Organism: Aedes aegypti (yellow fever mosquito)
Lineage: Eukaryota; Metazoa; Arthropoda; Insecta; Diptera; Culicidae
Product: melanization protease 1
Exons: 4
Coding region: 124-1212 (362 amino acids)
Biological process (GO): proteolysis
Molecular function (GO): serine-type endopeptidase activity
Source: RefSeq, a predicted model, not a curated record